This is a messenger RNA of Mya arenaria, 5559 nucleotides long. RefSeq names its product histone-lysine N-methyltransferase, H3 lysine-79 specific-like. The coding region runs from base 40 to 1455 and encodes 471 amino acids. The transcript is spliced from 16 exons. NCBI's taxonomy places the organism in Eukaryota, Metazoa, Mollusca, Bivalvia, Myida, Myidae. The record is from RefSeq and is a predicted model, not a curated record.
ACAUUAGAUGAGUGUUAACACAAUGAACAGUCAGUAAAAAUGGCUGCCGUUGACUACCAAAGUUUGGAUUUAAAGGAUAAUUUUGGAUCAAAAUGCCAGGAAGACCGAAAUAAUAUAAGUUCAAGACUUGGAAAAAGAACAGAAGAAGAAAUAAGAGAGGAGCAUCGGACUUUGAGGGUAUUACGAAAAAUCGAGGGACAUCAAAACCAGAUUUUCGAGGUCGUAUCAUCAAUAAAACGCGAAAUAUGCAGUUCCAGAACAACAUCGAAAGAGGGUCAAGAGAUUGACAAUAAUCCCCACGACCAGAGUGAUACAAGUGUCGACGCAAACAGCCUGACAAUCGAAAUAACACAGGAAGAAGAACAUUUAUCUGAGUUAAACCUCCAGCUAGAUGAGAAGAAAGAAACGAUCACAAAAUUGGAAGAAACGGUUGCAGAUAAUGAAGAGCAAAUAGACGUUUUGAAUGUUGAAGUCAGAAAGCUCGCGGCAGAAAAGGAACAGUUAAGGCAAUUGCACCAGAUGAGUGACACAGCCGAGCAGAACAGUUGUCUACAAAAAAGAUGUUCAAGUAUAGAAAAAGAGAUAGCAACAAAUGCUGAGGAAAUAGACGAUUUAAACAGAGAAAAGGAAGAUUUACUUGCCGAGGUUAACGAACAAAGACAAGCACGAGAAAAUCAAUCCAACGAGCUGCAACAGAAAAAAGACGAAAAUGUUUUUCUUCUUAACCAACUGUCGAAAAAAGAACACAGGAUAAUUGAGCUGGUUGAGGAAAAAACAGGGGCCAAAUAUGAAAUUGAGGGACUGAAAAAAGACAUUCAGAAGGAAAGAGAUAAAAUAAUUGAGCUGGUUGAGGAAAAAACUGGGGCCAAAUACGAAAUAGAGGCACUGAAAAAAGACAUUCAGAAGGAAAGAGAAAAGAAAAUUGAGCUGGUUGAGGAAAAAACUGGAGCCAGAUAUGAAAUUGAGGGACUGAAAAAAGACAUUCAGAAGGAAAGAAAUAAAAUAAUUGAGCUGGUUGAGGAAAAAACUAGGGCCAAAUAUGAAAUAGAGGCACUGAAAAAAGACAUUCAGAAGGAAAGAGAAAACUCAACUGAAAUUACGAAAAAGCAAAACGAGUUAGAUGAAGCUAAAAAGGAAAUCGAAAAGUACAAAUUGGAACUGGAGGAAGAAAAAGCAAAAAAAAAACUCGAACUUGACGAAGCAACAUCUGAAAUGUCUGAAGUCCUAGAAAAAUUGGCUGGAGCAGAGUCUGCAUUAUUGGCGGGUGAUGAAUCAUUCAAAAGAAAGACAACAAACAGGCGACGAAACAAUUCUGAUGGCGACACUAGCCGCGCACGUGGACGGUUUAAGACCGGAGACCCGCAGCUCGGUUAUUUGAAUGAUAGCGACGCAAGAACCAAUUCUGGGUUCAAUGAUUAUAACAAAUAUGACAUUCUAAAUGACCUAAGCGACUAACCAUUGUUUUAGUAAUAAACAGAACUUAAAAACAUCGAAUGUUACGGGCGUAAUAUCCAGUGCUAGCUACUUGAGUGACUGUUUAAUGCAAAGAAAGAUACACAUUUUUGAAAUAGCUGAACAUUGGUUGUAUAACAGUGAUUUGUAUUUCUUAAAUUGCAUAAACAUUCAAUACUGUAGUCACGCAAUCUCAGACCCUGACUCUUUUAAAACCUAGCUAUAGAAGGGUCGGAAAAGGGGGACUAGCAAUAAUGUGGCAUCGUCAUUUAAAUGAAUAUGUAUCGCCGAUAACGUUUAACUCUAAAUAUAUCAUAGGCAUUGAAUUUAAUGUAAGCCCUUGCCAAUAUUUGUAUGCUUUCGGGUAUAUCUUCCCUGCAAAAAAUACUCUGUAGAUGCAUUUAGACACGCCUAAAUGAUGUAGAAAAUGAUGUUAUACAAUUUUCACAUAAAGGAACUGUUGUUGUAAUGGGCGAUUUUAACAGAGAGUUUCCUUCACGGGAACAAAACAUAUAUGUGCUUAGACUACGUGGCCAGUCUCUAACAGAUACUCACUUCGAAAUAACAUUGUUGCAGUAGAUGGUCUGCCAAUUUGCACAGGCGCGCUAUUUAAUAACUUGCCUUUCAAUAGUAAAAUAUAAACUCUUCCUAUACUUGUACAAUUGCAAAUGUAAAAGUUUCCAAAUAUAAGAUGAAGAUUGUACACAUUUUCAACACAUCGCCCUAUCAUAAUGAGUAUUGUCGUUCCCAUAUAUAUGUUAAGGAAACUAAGCAGUUGAAUACAGACACGCGGUUUGUUAACUGACAGACGGUAAAGCCGAGCUACAUUUAAAGCUACAAGGCUAGAAUAGAAGGGAGCCAAGAGUCAAGACAUCUAUCCAGUAAAAUACCUCUAGUAGAAGAAGAUAUUAACGCCUACUACCGUGAAUUUGUCACAGAUAUAAACUAGGUAACUAGAAAGUGCAUACCAAAUGCAAUAUUUUAACCUUAUAGCAAACCUUAUUGAACUAAAAAUAUUUCACUCCUUCACAAGAAAAUGAUAGGUGCUUGGAGUAAAUGGAUACUUAAUUGAGGUGAAAUGCACGAAUCGUCGAACACACGAAAAAGUUUAUGGAACGGCUAAAGCGGAGUUCAGAAAAGCUCACAGAUAUGCAGUCCAGAACUAUAUACUGAAACUUAAACACGAGGUACACGAAACAACAGAAAUGGACCAAAAUAAUUAUGGAAACUUAUAAAUAAAAAGCUUAAACAAGUAACAUGUGGUAAAAUAUUUUAAAUGAAUUUCCUUUGUAAAACUUGCAAUACACCGGAAAAAAUAAACGAAGGAUGGAAAUAUUAUUAAACCUACCUUUAUUCUCCUGAUGAAACUGAUAUGGAAAGGAUUGUAUUACGUAAAACAGAAUUAAACAAUGUAUUAGAAAAUGUAGAAUGCCAUGUACAAAGGUUACCUUCCAAUCUAGGACCAGAUGUUAUUAAACAGAUAAAGAAUUGUAAAAACGGGAAAUCUAGUGGCUACGAAAAAGUUAACAUUGAACAUUUGAAAUUUGGCGGCGACGUUAUCAUAAAGACGCUGUCAAUAUUUUUCCAAAAUAUGUUAAAAUUCCAUUUUGUUCCGAAAGAAUUAACGAGGAGUAAUAACAACGGUGGUAAAGAUGCAAAUAAAAAUAAGUCAUACCCUAACAGUUACCGAGCAAUAUCCUUACGUUCAACUAUCCUUAAACUAUCCUUAAACUAUUUGAAAAUGUAUUACUAUACAAAUUAGACGAGUUAUGUGGACCACGAGAAAUUCUCUAAAAUGGCGGCUUCUAAAAGGAGCACAUAUGUAAGAUGACGUCAUUUAUUUUAAGAGAAAGCAUUCUCUUCGCACUUGAAAAGCAGUCGAAAAUAUACGCGUGCGAAGUUGUUGUUCUGCAGGCAUUUGAUUAUGUAACUUUCGAAUUGCUUCUGUUAAAACUGCAUAAAACUUGGAUUAUUCGAAGAAAUGUUUAAAAACAUCCAAAGCUGUGUUAAACUCAAAGAGGCUCUUCACAGUGGUUUGAUAUUCAAUAAGGAACAAGGCAGGGUCAAUGUAUAAGCCCGACGAUAUAUCUAGUCUAUAUCAAUGACCUAAUGAAUAACUUAAUAACUGAUAAACGGUGCCUUAAAAUGAAUUAUGAGAGUUAUGGUUGUCCAACAUCUGCUGAUGAUAUGAUUCUUUUAUCGCUAAGUAAGGAUGGCCUGCAGUAUUUGAUGAACAUCUGUUACAAUAAUUCAGUCAAUGAAAACUACAAACACAAUGCUCAAAAAUGCAGCGUUGUAGGGUUUAUCCACUUAGGAGUUCAUUGGGACAAAAUUGUAUCGAUUGAUCGAAAUAUCAACGUCGCUUGCAAUAAAAUAAGGAAAACAUAUUUGAGCCUUUAUACAUCUGUAUGAAACCACAGUUUUGAGUAAAGGACUAUUCGGAUAUUAGCUAUAGUCGUCGAUGCUGGAGACACAAAGAUCAUUACCAGAAACGACAAUGUAUUAAAGCUAUGCAGUUUUUACCGAAAUCUACAAGAACCGACUUUAUUUUUCAUAUGUAGGCCUAAUUCCUAUUGAAAUGAAAUCGAAAAAAAGAAAUUGUUCCUUCUAGGCCAAAUGUGUCACUCAUCAAACCACAAGAGUGUGAAGAUACUAUCCAAUUAUCGACUUGUACAAAAAUAUUAAUUACCACAAAAUAUACAUGGCUUUUCCCCAGAUAUAUUAAAAAUUCUUGGAAAGUACGAAUUCCACGAACAUAUGAAGACAUACAUUGAAAGCGGACUAUUUCCUAAAAUAUCGAUAUGGACAAGCCGUGUUAAAAGGCAUUACGUUUUCAAUGAGUUUUAUCGACGACUAACAAUUGAUGGAGCAUAUCAGAUUUUAUCAGCAUGCAAAGUGAAAUCGCUCCAUGUAUAUCUUGGAAAUUUGCAAAACUGUACAGAGAAUACCUACCGUACUGUCAGAUAAUUAUUUUCCUGUUCAGUAAACUGUUUUCAGGUCGUGUUUAUUUGCCUACAAUGUAAAAUGCAAACUGAAUCCAUCGGGCACCAUAAACUUUUCUUUUGCACCAAUAAUAAUAAUAUUCGACAAUUACUUUGGCGUGAACUGCAUUCAGUGUUAGGUAAUGAUAUGUUUGCUAGCUUUUAUACGCUAAGCUUUCAUAAGCAAAUUGUCGCGAGGUAUUCCGGUUAUACAGACUUAAAUCUUUCUGACGAAUUAUGUGUAUCUAUGUAUAAGGUCAUUACAAGAUAUUCGCAUUCUCUUGUUAACCCAUUUGUGUUCCUAAAACAGAUUGAGGACAUUACAUUCACGUAGCAUUCAACUGUGUCAAUAUUACGCCCGAUAUUCAGAAUUCUUAUUCGUUUAAAUAUUAUUAUAAAAUACGUGAGAGCCAAAUAUUUGUCUAUUUUUUUUUACUUUCGUCUCAAUUAGACAACGAAAAAUUAGGCACUAAACAGUUCAUGCCAAUCAAAUCAGAUAACGACGACUUAAUCAUUAAUUACAAAUUAUAUUAUGAUUUCCAUACCCAUGUCAAAUCAUAUGAAAUCAUUGUAUGCCAUUGUGUUAUUAUAUAUUAAGUAAUAAUUCCAACACUGAUUAACUAGCGCAAUUAUUUUCCUUUCACCAAUAUAGUAAUGUUACGCCAUAAGUACUUGAACAUACAUGUAUAUAUGUAUUUACUUAAAGAUAUAUUCACUUACAGACAUUGAAGAUCCAUUUCUAUUUUCUUAUCACAUGUAAUUAAGUCAUACAAACAUGUUCCAUGUAUAUAUGUACAUCUUCGAUCUCAAUUAUAAAUGUGUCUAUGUUUAUGUAUGUAAUGCUAUGUUCAAUCUCUUUUUCAAAAGAGGAAAUAAAGAAGAAUCUGUCUAUCUAAAUGUCUAUCAUCGGCGGGAGCUGUGGCACCCAAAAGGUGCUACUUGAUUAUAUAAUUAUAUUUUAUUAUUUGAGAAUAAUGUGAUUUAGUUGUCUUAUUCAAGAGUCCCUUGGCCGAUUUACUUGGGAAGCCAUUCGCAUUUUUUCUUCAUUUAAAUCUAUCCAGGAAACAUAACCAAUAGUAAGUUUAUAACCUUUCUGUUCUAUAUUUUUGAAAAAAAUAUCGGCAAA